Molecule: messenger RNA, 971 nt
Organism: Ectocarpus sp. CCAP 1310/34
Lineage: Eukaryota; Phaeophyceae; Ectocarpales; Ectocarpaceae
Source: the annotation of a GenBank genome assembly
UCUCGCCUUCUUGCCACGUUCGAAUCUCCUAAAUCGUGGCGUUGCUUAUGAAGACAGGUUUCUAUCCGCUUCGAGGGAAGAGCUGAGCAGGAAAGAGAGAGAGAGAGAGAUCGGAGAGCAACUACGUGGGAGAGCGACGCCCCUUGUCCCGACCCGGUAUCGUCUGAGAAGCACGAGAAGCCCGUCCCCAAAGAAAGCCGGAGAAAAAAGCGCAACAAUCUCAAUCUCUCUCCUCUUUUCUGUGCUGUUCUCUCUGUCUCCGUGUUAGUGCGGCAGCUUCCCAGCCGACGGCGUAGAACACCACAACCGAGCAAUGGCGCUGAAGCGGAUCAACAAGGAACUCCAGGAUCUCGGGAAGGACCCCCCCGCGAACUGCUCGGCGGGGCCAGUCACGGAUGAUCUCUAUCAUUGGCAGGCGACCAUCAUGGGCCCGGACGACAGCCCCUACGCAGGCGGUGUCUUUUUCCUCAAUAUCCACUUCCCAGCUGACUACCCGUUUAAGCCGCCCAAGGUGAACUUCACGACGAGGAUCUACCAUUGCAAUAUAAACAGUAACGGGGGAAUCUGCUUAGACAUCCUCAAAGACCAGUGGUCGCCAGCUCUCACAAUCUCCAAGGUCCUGUUAUCUAUAUGUUCGCUGCUGACCGACCCCAACCCGGAUGAUCCUCUCGUACCAGAGAUCGCGCAGAGGGCUCGGAUUGGCACCGCGGACAUGUGUCGUUUCCGCUCGCUGCCGAAGUUGCCGUAGACUCCGCAAGUCACCACACCCCCAUCUUGAAACGAUGUUCCCCAGCUUGAGUUCUCCACGACGGAGAGGAUGCCGAAAUCGAAACAUUCGUUUUCUGAGCUUUGGAGACGAUGGAAGAAUUUCCCAACCGCUCCUGUACUGUGUUGCUGCCAAGAGUAAUCGAGCUUUGAAGUAUGGGUCCAAGGGGUGUAUUGUCUUGUGUAUGCUAGCGGUAUGGCGUGCC